Messenger RNA from Dentiscutata erythropus, 234 nucleotides. The record is from the annotation of a GenBank genome assembly. Lineage: Eukaryota; Fungi; Glomeromycota; Glomeromycetes; Diversisporales; Gigasporaceae.
AUGUUUAGGAUUCAUGAAGAUCAUGCAGAUUUAUUCAAAGUUUGGAUUUAUGGGGCUUUUGAAUGCUUGAACAAUGAUAAUUUUUCAUCUACACUAAUAUCAAUUGGCCUAAACUCUGUAGACGAAAAUGUUGCAAGUUCUGACAAUAAACUCGAUGAUGAAAUAAGGUUAAAGAAAUGUUCAACUUGGCAAUUAAUAAUCAUAAGAAUGAAAAUUACGAUGAAGCAUUUAUAA